Molecule: messenger RNA, 282 nt
Organism: Diversispora eburnea
Lineage: Eukaryota; Fungi; Glomeromycota; Glomeromycetes; Diversisporales; Diversisporaceae
Source: the annotation of a GenBank genome assembly
AUGUCAGAAUUAAGUCGUCAAUCAGCUUUUUCUUACCCUUCACCAGCUACCAAAAUACCAAGAAGUGAUAUAUCUCUUCGUGAGAUAUUGGAAAAUUAUCGUGACGAUAAUGAUCUAUUGAAACAAAUUCUCGCUGCAAAAGCCGAAGAAGAUAAGAGGCAUGCCGAAGAAGAAAAAUAUAAAGUGGAAACCGUUCGUUUGCAAUGUAAACAAGUGGAAUUAGAGAUGUUAAAAGAACAAAAGAAGCCUCAUACCAUUUUUACCGGAGUACCACGUAAGUGA